Molecule: messenger RNA, 2623 nt
Organism: Salvelinus sp. IW2-2015
Lineage: Eukaryota; Metazoa; Chordata; Actinopteri; Salmoniformes; Salmonidae
Product: glucocorticoid modulatory element-binding protein 1
Biological process (GO): regulation of transcription by RNA polymerase II
Cellular component (GO): nucleus
Molecular function (GO): RNA polymerase II cis-regulatory region sequence-specific DNA binding
Source: RefSeq, a predicted model, not a curated record
CGCUUCUCGUGACAGUAGGACAGAUGCUUCUCACAGGCAAAUACUGCCUUCGUUGCAGGAAGUGUAGCGAAGCAGCAGUACAGCGCAUGUUCUGAGAACUCUCUGCAAGCAAAUGAUGAAUUCUCUGCAGUAAAACGCAGUCCAGGGAGUGGUCAUGGCGAGUGCUGAGAUCACAGUGUCCUCAAGGAACAUAGUGAUGGUGAAGGAAGAGGAGGAGGAAGGGGAGCACUGUGAGAGCUGUGAGACUCAGGUCAUCCUCGAUCUGCAGCCCAUCAUACAGGGGGCAAAUGCGGACAACGCCGACACUGGCUCUACUGUCCUAGCCAUAGAGACACAUCGUGAAGACAAUCUUGCGGAGGGUGAGGAGGUUGAGUAUGGAUACCCCAUCACCUGUGGCGAAAGCAAAGCAGUCCUCCUGUUUAAGAAGUUUGUCUGUCCUGGCAUCAACGUCAGAUGUGUCAAGUUCAAUGACCAGCUGAUCAGCCCCAAGCAGUUUGUUCACAUGGCAGGGAAAGCCACGCUGAAGGACUGGAAGAGGGCCAUCCGACUGGGAGGGGUGAUGCUCAGGAAAAUGAUGGACUCGGGUCAGAUUGACUUCUACCAGCAUGACACAGUGUGCACCAACACCUGCCGCAGCACCAAGUUUGACGUGUUGAUCAACAGCACCCGCUUCCUUCCGGGCAGCGCCAUGCAGCCCCCCCCUUCCCCUCUGCCAAUAGAUGGAGGCCAUGCUGCAGUGUCAGAUGAGAGGCUAGAGGAGAAGGCCUACACUACAGUGGAGUGGAGCCCUGGGCCAGCUCCUCCCAUCACCAGCACAGCCAAUGGACAUGUCAAGAGGAAAAGGGGUGAUAUCAUCCCUGAUGGCAGUCUAAGCUUUUGGAGAGGCAUAGCAGACGUUGGCCUGAUGGGGGAGGUGUUAUCCAGUUUCCGCACAGAACUGGUGGCCAUGUUGAGAGGAGUGGAGGUCCGCAGUGAGAAGGCCAUUCUGCAAGAAGCCGACGCUGUUGUACUGAACUCCCUUUCUGAGAUGUUUGGACUGCUGGACUCAGUGAGGAGGGUUCUGGACCUGAGACGCAGUGAGAUUGAUGGCAACCAGCAGCAGGUCCACAAUGCUCUUAAUGUGCUGGAGGACCAGUUGGAGGACCAGAGGAAGCCGAGGCAGGAUGAGCCCCCACCCAGCCCUGGUCACCUCUACAUGGGCAGGUUCUCCAAGACCACCCCCUCAAAGUGCCCGCGGCUGCAUCGCUCUAGCUCUUCCACCACCCAGCCUCAGAACCAGACCACACAAUCGUCCAUCGUCUUAUCUCCCAUCACCACAUCCCCAGUGGGUCAGCCUCUCAAUGUGGCCGGCCUGCCUGUGGCCACACUGGCCCAACUCCCCACCGGCUCCCAGCUCUUCACCCACUACACCACUGGCAACACCUCUGCAGGAAAGAGAGGCAGCACCAGGUCCGUGGCUCUCCAUGCAGCCUCCAGGGUGACUGUGCUCAACACAACCACAGAGUCAUGGGUGGGGACCCCUCUACAGGUGCUUCAUCUAACCCAGAAGAGGGAGCAGGACUCUGGGGACAUGGAGAGCCAGAGGCCGGGGGAGGAGAGGAUAGUACUUGUGCAGCAGGGGGUACUACUAGACACUCCAGGGAUUCAGACACACUAGGUUGGGAACAGUGGGGGCUCAAUCAGAGAUGGAGGAAGAGAUGGAGGAGGAGGAGCAGGGGAGGGACAGGAGAGUGAAGGUACAGAAGGAAGGGUUGCAUAAUGUAGAGCAUGUCUUUGGCACGAAGAGGGCAUAUAACCAUGUGAGAGAAGAGAGAACCGUAAGGAAUACAGUUGAAAGAGAAUAGAGUGAGCGAGCGAGAGAGUGUGUGUGUGUGUGUGUGUGACUGUGUCUGUGUGGAAGAAAGCAAGAAGGUGAAUUUCGUCAUGUCAUGUGUAACUCCACACAGACAUUUCAGAUUUUAGGCUAUAUGUGUAACAUAAUUUUAACGUACAGUACUUUUUCACAUGGUGUUUAUUACUGCAGGGCCCAUAGUACUUUAAUUACCCAUGGUCUUCAUCAUCAAGGACAUUGAUAUACUUAAUGAUAGGGGAGAGUGGGCUAAGUUGAGCCAUUUCUCCGUCAAGGGAAAUAUUGUAUUCUUUCUAACAAAGAUGUCUACAUUUAUUUCAACAUGUUGUGUAUCACUGGAAAUAAUCAGAAUUAUGUAAAUAUUACAGUUUUGCGGGACAAGGUCUGUUAAGCCGUCUAUUUCUGUACUGAAUUAAAUAUUACCACUACUGUUUUAAAACCCUGUCUACCUUUAAUUUCCUAAACACAAAUCAACACAAUCACAAUCUCUUUUUUGUGUUGGAAUAAUUUAAAGCAUAUUUAUCACUGUCUUAAAACCUAACAAACUCUUUGUACUUUUUUAAAACAUCUUUUAACUUAGGCCCUGUUGUCACCUCAUAUCCCAGCGAUAAUGAGAAGAAAACACGUUCAACUUGCCAUUGGCUCAACUUCCCCCAUGGCCAUUGGCUCAACUUUCACCCCAUUGCAAACAUUUUGACUAUAUUACCCCACACAGGUACAAGGAGGCACUUUCAUGCUAGGUUUAGGACCUCAUAUUGAAGCUUAUAGAGACCC